UAUAAGAAAGCCUCCUCGAUCUGUUCCGGAUGGUGCUAUAAAGCUUCGCUGGCUCUCUAUUCUUCAUCUUCUCAUCUUCUGAUCUUCUCAUCUUCUCAUUUUCUCAUCUUCUCAUCUUCUCAUCUUCUCAUCUUCUCAUCUUCUCAUCUUCUCGCCUCCUUCUUUCAUCCACCAAUCCUCGCAUCCAACACCACCAACAAAAGCCCACGAUGCCUACCUCAAACCGGUCUCCAACCACGCCACCAUUCAACAUCCUCCUCGUCACCAACAGUGAACCAGACCCAGCGAACCAGACCCUCGCGAUCGCGCACGAGUUCCUCGCCCACAGCCACAACCUCCGCGUGCACCUCGCCUCCUUCGCCGAGCUGGCCCCGUCCAUCAAGCAACUGAACCACGACCGCACGACCCACCACGAGGCAACCUUCCACAGCCUCCCGGGGCCGUCCAAGCGCGAGGCCUCCGACAAGAACGGGUUCGUCCAGCAGAACGCAUUCCACGGCCACAGCAGCUGUGCGGAUACCCUCCGAACAUACACGCAGCUGCUGCCGCAGUCGCGCAUCCCCUGGACGGGGCCCGAGUACGUCACGCUCUACAACCACAUCGGGAUCAUCGUGGCGGAUAUCUUCCCGCUGGUGAUCGUGGUCGACGCGACCCUAGCCCCCGGGGUGGAUGUCUGCCGCACUCUGAAGUGGCGGCAUGUGCUGGUGGGGUCCGGGUUGGCGCACGAGUCUCUGCCGCCGUCGCCGGGCAGGAUGUCAGUGUACGUUCCCUUUCGUUGCGUCUACUCCACCAAGGCCACUGAUCAAACUAUAGCCUCGGACCCAGAUUCCUCUCCCUGAAAAACCUCACCCUAGGCCUCCUCCUCCGCCUGGGAACCAGCCACUCCCCGCACCUCCAGCAGAUCCAAACCGCGCGGCGCGCCAGAGGUCUCACCGGCCCCAUCCCCAUCCCUGACCCCCGGGCCUCCCACCCCCAACCCGGCGACGCGCGUCCGCUCCUCCUCCUCCCGACCCACCGCACCUACGACCCCAUCCCAGGUUCGUCUGG
Messenger RNA from Aspergillus japonicus CBS 114.51, 1047 nucleotides. RefSeq lists its product as uncharacterized. The transcript has a single exon. The coding region runs from base 210 to 839 and encodes 209 amino acids. The record is from RefSeq and is a predicted model, not a curated record. NCBI's taxonomy places the organism in Eukaryota, Fungi, Ascomycota, Eurotiomycetes, Eurotiales, Aspergillaceae.